ACAAAAAUGCGGAUAUAUUUUUUCCUGUGCAGUUUUUUUCUUCCUGUUCAAAAUUUACAAGAGGAAUCUAGUUUUAGACACACUACCUGGGACUUACCAGCAAAAGUAAGAGUGGGUGGAGGAGGAGUGAGAGAUGGAAAAGAUAAUUUUCAAGUCAGACAGUUUAAGCCUCCGAAUACAAGGCUUCUACCUCCUCCCUCCAACACGAUAUUACCAGCCUCCAAUCCUAUUUUUCAUCCUCCGAGAUUCAGACCUUCUCUGAGAGGACAAACUAAGAAGGAGCUAAAAAACACGCGAACUUUUCGGCAGACCUCAGCAGUUAGAUUAAACCCGCAGAAUAUAAGAAAUCCACCAAACCGUCUUAAUAAUGGUUUAUCUUUGUCUGGUCCUCAGAACAAUAUUCCCUCUGCUGUUAAUAACAAUGGAAAUAUUCCAUCUGGUGUUCAGAACAAUGGCAUUCCGUCUGGUUUUCAGACCAAUGAUGUUCCGUCUGGUAUCCCGGACAAUAGCAUUCCUUUUUCUGGUAUCAAUAACAAUAACAAUGGCAACAUUUUGCCGGCUCUUCAGAACAAUGGCAACAUUCCGUCUGGUGGCCAGAACAUUGGCAGCUCUAUUUCUGGUGUUCAGAACAAUGGUAACACUUUGUCUGGUGGCCAAAACAACGGUCUAUCUCAAUCUGGUAUCCAGAACAGCAUUAUUGCUCCGUCUGGUGUCCAGAACAAAGACAUCUCUCUGUCUGGUGUCCAAGAUAAUGGCAAUAUUCUGUCUUUUGUUCCGAACACCAAUAGCAUUCCUCCAUUAUCAAGUAUUUCUGAUAAUCAAGUACAAUCCUCCUCUGAGAUACCAGAACCGAUAGUAGUGGAGGUACCAGGAGCAACAAUAGUACCAUUUUCUCCCAAUACGUUCACCAAUCCAAGUGAGGAGUUUGUAUUCGAGGAUGGACCUGGUCAACCCUGUUUCUUAAGAGAGAAUUUGGUACAAUGCCGCAUUUUCUUGUGUAGGAUGGUGCGACAGAUGAUUUCGACAGUGUCGACGUGCUACGCAUAAAAUUAAGCUAUUUCGACAUGCUAUGCAUAAUUUUUUGAAGUGCUACCGGCUAUGCAUUAUGUGCGACGGUGCCAAGGUAUAAAGUUCGACCGUGUCGAUGUGCUACGCCGAUUGUUCGACAACACAUAUAUUUCACAAAAACAGGAUUGUUCAGUUGGUGUUCUGUCCUGAUUUUGCCUUAAAUGGUCUGUACAGGUUCAAAGUCGGCCCUGUACUUGAAAUGACCCGAAGUUUCCAGUGACAGGGCCUUAGUGCUAUUUAUAAUGUUUGACAGUGAUUUGUAACGAAGCGUAAUGAAUAGAUUUUUCAAACGAUCUGUGACAGCGUACCUUGAAUGUUUAUGUACACUAAGUAAGUCGGUUGCAGGGUACAAAAUCUUCGCCAGUUAAUAGUGACACGUUACUACGCAAACGCAUAAACUCUCAAUGAUGCCUGAAAUCUUUAAAAGUUGGUAUAAUUUUCUUAUUUGAUGCAAAGCUCUAUAUAAAGAUGAUGCAGUAGGAAAUUUAUCCAACUUUUGUGUACAGCUGUAUUUUACGUCAUUGGUUAUUUUGGUUGCUUGAGCGUUCAACAAUCAACAUUAAAACCUUAGUUAUUUAACACAAUAGUAAAUGUUUUGUGCUAAAAGUGAACACAGAUUGAAAAUAUUAAAAUGUAUUUCGAUCAUUAUUAUAUCAUUUGUUGGAUAAAAGGAUCUUUUGUUAAAAUAAACCUGAAUUUGUAUGAAAAAUAGCCAAUAAUCUUGAAUGAAAAUUUUCAAAUGCUGUCAAAUAUGUUUUUUCAAGUGCUACGGAGUGACAUUUUAGGCAGACUAAACGUAGAUUUUAUAUAGAGAGUCAUUGGUUUGAUGUAACAGCGUAUUGUUUUUAUUCUUGUUGUAUAUAUUAUUGUCUACCAUCAUUGAAAUUAUUAUUAAUUUGCUUUAUACUACAUAAAUAGAGUUUAAUAGUAGUAACUAUAGUAAAUAGUGGAUGAAAUAUAAUAUUCU
Eurytemora carolleeae is the source of this 2035-nucleotide messenger RNA. RefSeq lists its product as uncharacterized. The record is from RefSeq and is a predicted model, not a curated record. The coding region runs from base 7 to 1047 and encodes 346 amino acids. NCBI's taxonomy places the organism in Eukaryota, Metazoa, Arthropoda, Copepoda, Calanoida, Temoridae. The transcript has 8 exons.